GGAAAAGCGCGCGAGCAAGAUGGCCACCACCAAGCGCGUCUUGUACGUGGGUGGACUGGCAGAGGAAGUGGACGACAAAGUUCUUCAUGCUGCGUUCAUUCCUUUUGGAGACAUCACAGAUAUUCAGAUUCCUCUGGAUUAUGAAACAGAAAAGCACCGAGGAUUUGCUUUUGUUGAAUUUGAGUUGGCAGAGGAUGCUGCAGCAGCUAUCGACAACAUGAAUGAAUCUGAGCUUUUUGGACGUACAAUUCGUGUCAAUUUGGCCAAACCAAUGAGAAUUAAGGAAGGCUCUUCCAGGCCAGUUUGGUCAGAUGAUGACUGGUUGAAGAAGUUUUCUGGGAAGACGCUUGAAGAGAAUAAAGAGGAAGAAGGGUCAGAGCCUCCCAAAGCAGAGACCCAGGAGGGAGAGCCCAUUGCUAAAAAGGCCCGCUCAAAUCCUCAGGUGUACAUGGACAUCAAGAUUGGGAACAAGCCGGCUGGCCGCAUCCAGAUGCUCCUGCGUUCUGAUGUCGUGCCCAUGACAGCAGAGAAUUUCCGCUGCCUGUGCACUCAUGAAAAGGGCUUUGGCUUUAAGGGAAGCAGCUUCCACCGCAUCAUCCCCCAGUUCAUGUGCCAGGGCGGUGAUUUCACAAACCACAAUGGCACUGGGGGCAAGUCCAUCUAUGGGAAGAAGUUCGAUGAUGAAAACUUUAUCCUCAAGCAUACGGGACCAGGUCUACUAUCCAUGGCCAACUCUGGCCCAAACACCAAUGGCUCUCAGUUCUUCCUGACAUGUGACAAGACAGACUGGCUGGAUGGCAAGCAUGUGGUGUUUGGAGAGGUCACCGAAGGCCUAGAUGUCUUGCGGCAAAUUGAGGCCCAGGGCAGCAAGGACGGGAAGCCAAAGCAGAAGGUGAUCAUCGCCGACUGUGGGGAGUACGUGUGAGGCGGCACUCUCUCUGCUUCCCCCUCCGCUCUUGACCCUGCAUAUCCAGGAAGGAACUGCCAGCCUCAGAGGAGGCAGCACCGAGGGUGCCUGUUUGAAGCAAGCAGCAUUUGGGAUAUGUGCCCUUCCUCAGGGUCUGCUUGGAGCAGCUCCUCUGCAGGCACAGCCUGGACUAUUCCCAGGCACAGCUGUGGGCCCAGGAGCCAGCUCAGGUGCUCCCCUCCACCAUGGGCAGGCUGUGCAAAAAGCCACUGGCUUUUCUCAGCAUUUGCUGCUGGGCCUCUCCUGGGACUACCAGUGUGGCUCUUACGUGUUUUCUUUGCUAAAAUAAACCCUAGUUCUUAUAUUGCUCUUCCUGCUAGUUCUUGGGAGUUGUCAGAGAUUGUGUCUGUGGCUAAGCUGGACCUCUGAGGCAGGCUGGUGAGUGGGGAGAGCAGAGCAUCUUUUUCACAGCUUUCAUUUCCUCCCUUGGGCCGAUCCCCUUAGAUGUCAGGUGAUGUAUCUUCACACCAGGCAUCGAUGUCAGGGCAACGGAAAUUAAAGACUGGAAAGCUCCGGUCUUCUGCUGCCUCUGCUCCUAAACCCAGCUGCCGGCCUUACAGCCAGCAAGUGUACUCUCAGUGGUUCAUUUGUUUAUUUGUUCACUUUCACCCUACAGAUUUUAAAAAAUGAAAUUUUUAUAACUCAAAGUGCCUUCUCUGUGCCAAGUACUAUGCCUAUUUGUCAGGAGACAGGAAGCCAACAAACUACAUGUGCCUAAUCCAGCCCACUGCCUGUUUUUAUGAAUCAGGUUUUAUUGGAACACAGCCACGUCCAUUUAUUUACAUAUUGUCCAUGGUGGUUUCUUACUGCAGUGGCAGAGGUGCGUAAGGGGCUAUAGACACAAUACAGGCUAUGGUCCCUGUAUUAGGGUUUUCUAGAGAAGCAGAACCAAUAGGGUGUGUAUAUAUGUAGAAAGAGAUUUAUUUUAAGGAACUGGCUCAAGCAGUGGUAGGAGCUGGCAAGUCUGCAAUCUGCACAACAGACCAGCAGGCUGGAGACUCAGGAAAAAAACUGAUGUUGCAGUUCAGCUCUGAGGCAGUUUGGAAGCAGAAUUCUUCCUCCAGUGAUCUCAGUCUUUUUUCUCUUAAGAAUUUCAACUGAUUGGAUGAGGCCUACCCACAUUAUGGAGGGUAAUCUGCUUUACUCUCUACUGACUUAAAUAUUAAUCCAUCUAAAAAAUAGGCCAGGCAUGGUGGCUCAUGCCUAUAAUUCCACCACUAUUGGGAGGCUGAGGCAGGAGGAUCACUUGAGCCCAGGAGUUCAAGACCAGCCUGGGCAAUGUAGAGACCCCCAUCUCUAGGGGGAGAAAAAAAAGCCAGGUAUGGUAGUGCACACCUAUAGUCCCAGCUACUCAGAAGGCUGAGGUGGGAGGAUCGCUUGAACCUGGGAGGUUGAGGCUGCAGUCAGCCAUGGUCAUGCCACUGUACUCCAGCCUGGGUGACAAGAGGGAGACCCUGUCUUGAAAAAAAGAAACCAUCAUCACAGCAACAUCUAGACUAGUGUUUGACUAAAAACUGGAUACCAUGGCCUAGCCAAAUUGACACACAAAAUAGACCAUCACAGUCCCAAGGCCUAAAAUACUUACUAUCUGAGCCUUUACAAAACAGGAUUGCCAGCCACUGAAGAGAACAAAUGGUCCCACCCCCUGCUGAGCUCACAGUCUGGCUCUCCUGUGUGCAGCCACUUCUUGGAGCUGGCUUCUCUCCACUCCCCCUCCAGAUGCUGGUCAGCCAGGCGGUUAUAAAGAAUCUCAUCUGCUGAAGGCUUUUAGCAGGGACUGAGUCCUGUAGCUGUUGGACACCUCCUGUGGGUUGGGUCACUCAGACCAUUCAGAAUCCACUGAGCUGAGCUUUUGCAUCUUGGAUUGAGAUCUGGAUGAGCCAGGAGGCAGGAGAGGCUAGGUGGUCCUCAUGACCCUAGGAUAGCUCUUGCUGAGGGAUGGUGGCAUUCUGCCCUACCUCUGGCUCCCAUGUGCCGACUGGACUUUGUGAGCUCCAGCUGCUACAGUUGACUGAGUUCAGGCUCCAUGUAGCUGGGAUAUACUACAUGGUUACCCCUCACCCCUAUGGAGCUUCCAAAAGAGACCCUCCCUCAAAGCACAGCCCCUUCUCUGAGUGCAAAUAAUGGCCAUCAGAGGUCAGUCACAGGUGUUAGGCAGGCAUCUAUGAAGCUGGGGAUGAUAGCACUGACUUCAGUGCUUGGACGAGAACCAGGAGAGAGUGUGUAGAAAAAGCACAGCCAGCCUCCCAUAAAAGGACAGACUCCUGUGACAACCUUGUCACUCUGUUCCUCCCUGAUACUCUGGGGAGGUGGAGGCCAGUGGGCAGUUCUGAAAGCUCAGCAGGUUUGGAGCCAUUGGGUGUGGACUCCUCUCCCAGUGUUCCUCCUGGGUGUUCACAGAUGUUAUUGAAUGCACACUGGAACCCUGCACAGGUAAACUGAGGCUUUAUUGGCGUGACUGCCAAAGGUCACACAGGGUGGUUUGGCAGAGCUGGGAUUAGAAGCCCAGCCUGUCUCUCUUCAGUAGUAAUGGAGUCCUGGGAGGUUUACUAGGCUUUAGCCUCAAUCUGUGGCGGCAGGGUCCACAGCCCUGGGGAGUGACACAGUCAUGGUCCCCAUGAUUGGCCAGGACCUGUGUGGAGAGACACAGGAGACAAGACCCUGCUCUUCCAGGCCAGAAGGGAGGGGAGCCCCAGAGCUGGGCAGUGGCAUGCCCCACAGCCUGGCCACCUGCUUCGGCUACGCACCAUGCAGCAGCUGCACCUGGCUGCCUCGGGAAAACUCUGACCUCUCUGGGAAGUGGAGCCAGUGGCUCUGUGGGCGUCCUUUCCUGCAGCCUGGAGAGCAAAGCGGCUUUCCCUGGGACUGUGUGGCUCCUGUCCCAACUGGCCUCCCCAUUCCACAUUCCCAUUGCUGGACCAGCACCAGGACUGGGCACAGGGCUUCCUUUUGCUGAUUCAUUUCCCCCCUAACUCAUUCAGAGUUGAGCCCCAUCUGAGUCCCCACAUGCUGGCCCUGAAACGGUUACAAAGGCUGAAACCAGGGAUGGCAGGCCCAGGAUCAGUGCUGUGGCUGUUGGAGUGUCCUCUCCAACAGCAUGACAGCCGCCUCCAGGUGCUCCCAGCAUCUGUUGCAGUCAUGGCAGCCUCACGGCAACCUCUGAAGAAGGAAUUAUAGAACCAACUUUUUAUUGUUGAAAAUGGAGUCUUGUAGAGUUCAGUGAUGGGAAACUAAAGUAGAAAAAGCACAUCACAAAGAAACAUAUAUAGUACAGUGUGAUCCCAAUUUUGUAAAAAUAUCUGUAAUAUGUAAGCAUAGGUAUUUGUAUAUCUUAAGAAAAAAAGCCUAGAAAUAAAGCCACAAAAAUAUUAA
Messenger RNA from Homo sapiens (human), 4339 nucleotides. RefSeq names its product peptidylprolyl isomerase E (gene PPIE). The record is from RefSeq and is marked reviewed. Gene Ontology annotation, molecular function: RNA binding; nucleic acid binding; peptidyl-prolyl cis-trans isomerase activity. Lineage: Eukaryota; Metazoa; Chordata; Mammalia; Primates; Hominidae. The transcript has 10 exons. Gene Ontology annotation, cellular component: nucleus; protein-containing complex. Bases 20 to 925 code for a protein of 301 amino acids. Gene Ontology annotation, biological process: mRNA splicing, via spliceosome; protein folding.